Fomitiporia mediterranea MF3/22 is the source of this 1341-nucleotide messenger RNA. Its product is annotated as DnaJ-domain-containing protein. Gene Ontology annotation, biological process: cellular response to misfolded protein. Gene Ontology annotation, molecular function: Hsp70 protein binding. The record is from RefSeq and is a predicted model, not a curated record. NCBI's taxonomy places the organism in Eukaryota, Fungi, Basidiomycota, Agaricomycetes, Hymenochaetales, Hymenochaetaceae. The coding region runs from base 1 to 1341 and encodes 446 amino acids. Gene Ontology annotation, cellular component: endoplasmic reticulum membrane. The transcript is spliced from 7 exons.
AUGGAGAGCAACAAAGAUGAGGCUCUUAAAUGUCUCGCCAUCUCCCAACGUCAUUGUAACUCGGGAAACUACCCCGCCGCACGUCGGUUUGCCGAAAAAUCACUGAGUCUCUUUCCGACUCCUGAAGCAACCAAGCUUCUGCAGCGCAUCGCAGACCUUGAGAGUGAGGCGCCCCCGGAGACCUCGUCUUCGGCUGGUCCUUCAGGCUCGACCACUUCUGCUGAAACUCAUCCGUCCGCCUCUGGCACGAGACACAGGCAUGCGAAUGCAAACACCGAUGCAUCGACUUCGUCAUCUCAAUCCAUACCGAAUGGGAAUGUGGGUGGGAGCAAACAGGAGAAGAGGGACUAUACUCCCGAGCAAGAAGCAAUCGUCAAACGGAUACGCACGUGCAAGGUCACAGAAUACUACGAGAUAAUGUCGCUGAAGAGGGACUGCACGGAGACAGAAGUAAAGAAGGCUUAUCGAAAGCUUGCUUUGCAAUUACAUCCCGACAAAAACAAUGCACCUGGCGCCGAUGAGGCCUUUAAAAUGGUUUCGAAGGCCUUCCAGAUCGUCUCUGAUGAGGAAAAGCGUGCAGCGUACGAUCGGUAUGGGUCUGAUCCAGAGUCACGAUUCGGUGGCAUGUCUUCUGCAGCUGGAGGCUCGCCCGGGUUUGCUGGUGGACCCUUUGGCGCAGGCUCGUUUGAAGGCGAACUCAGUCCGGAAGAUUUGUUCAACAUGUUCUUUGGGGGUGGUGGCGGGAUGGGUGGCAGUCCAUUUGGUGGGCCCGGAGUUUUCACCGCUUCUUUCGGCCCCGGUGGGUUUCGAACGACUCGGGUGCAUAUGGGUGGGCGAAGAGCACAACCUCAGCAGCGAGAAGGCGACAUGCCUGUUCGGACGUUGCUCGCUCAACUGGCACCUUUAAUUAUCCUAUUCCUCUUCACAUUCCUUUCUGCUGUUCCGAACCUAUUCAGUUCACCUCGUACGCCGGAUCCUCGUUACUCGUUCACACCGUCAUCACGAUUCACCACUGGGCGCGAAACUGAAGGGCUGAACGUGAAAUAUUUCGUCAACCAAGCUGAGUUUGCAGCACAUCCUAUUGCGAAAGAUCUCGAAGAUGCAUCAACAAGAUCGGAUGGUCGUUCGAGCUUACUUGAUAGAUUCGAGCGCAACGUGGAAGCUAAUUAUAUAGAUCAAGUGUAUAUGCUUUGUCAACGGGACCAAGAGCGACAGCAACGCAGGAAAGAGGCCAAAAUGGGCUUUUUGGGACUGGGCUCGGAUUGGGAUGCAAUACGCGCCAUCAACGCGGAAAAACUGGAAAGCUGUGAGGAGUACAGCAGGGUAACGGGUAGACGAUAG